AUGUCUGUCCAUAGAGGGAAAGAUUUAAAUGAGAAUGUGAGCAGUGAGAGCCCCACGCAGAUCCUACCUAUCAGGACUCCAAAGAUAGGUCUAUCCACCCAGAAGACUCACCCCUGUGAGAAAUGUGUCCCUAUUCUGAAAGACAUUUUGCACCUGACUGUUCUACCUGGGUAGAAACUAUACUUGGAUGGAGCAUGUGCAAACCUACACCAGCUUCAGAAGCAUUAUACUGCAGAGAAAAGGGAUGUGGAAAGGGCCUUAUUUGUAAAGACCUGCAUUUACUGUCCCUUCACCUGUAGGAAGGUUGGAAAGGAGUUUCCAGCCACAUUGGGCUUUCUUCAGCACCACAAAAUCACCAAGUGUGGGGAGGCCUUUCAUGGUGGAAAAAGUCAUUACACAUCACAUGAAUCACUGGGAAGUCUCCAACCACAGAGUCUUGUUUACCACCGAAGAGUAUCCACUAGAAAAAGGGUUUAUGAGUCCAGCAAAUAUGGGAAAGCUUUUUACUGCAAGUAUUCACUUGUUCAGCUCCAGAGAGACCACACUGGAGAAAAGCCUUAUAUGUGUGGUGAAUGUGGGAAAUCCUUUAGUCAAUGUUCCAACCUUAUUGAACACUGCAGAAUCCAUAGUGGAGAAAAGCCUUAUAUGUGUUCCCAGUGUGGAAAAUCCUUUAACCAAAGAGUUACUCUCAUUAGACACCAGGGUGUUCACACCAGUAAAAGGCUUUACACAUGUGGGGAAUGUGGGAAAGCCUUUGGAUCCAAAUCCAAACUUGAUCGGCACAACAGAAGUCACACUGGAGAAAGGCCUCAUGAAUGUGCUGAAUGUGGUAAGUCUUUUAGACAAAGCUACAGCCUUGUUGAACACCAGCGAAUUCACAGCAGAGCAAAGCCUUUUGAGUGUGACCAGUGUGGGAAAUGCUUUAGCAGAAGAGCUAUUUUCACUAAACAUCAACAAAUUCACACUGAAGAAAGGCCUUAUAAGUGCAGUGAAUGUGGGAGAUCCUUUAGUCGAAGCACCAGCCUUAUUCAGCACUGCAGCAUUCACACAGGAGCAAGACUUCAUGAGUAUGGUGAUUGUGGAAAAUCAUUUAGGCAAAAACCUAUUCUCAUUCAACAUCAGGUAGUUCACACUGGAGAAAGGCCUUAUGAGUGCAGCAAAUGUGGCAAAUCCUUUAGCCAAUGCUCCAGCCUCAAUCUCCACUGA
Molecule: messenger RNA, 1206 nt
Organism: Nyctereutes procyonoides (raccoon dog)
Lineage: Eukaryota; Metazoa; Chordata; Mammalia; Carnivora; Canidae
Product: zinc finger protein interacting with ribonucleoprotein K-like
Biological process (GO): regulation of transcription by RNA polymerase II
Molecular function (GO): RNA polymerase II cis-regulatory region sequence-specific DNA binding; DNA-binding transcription factor activity, RNA polymerase II-specific
Source: RefSeq, a predicted model, not a curated record